This is a messenger RNA of Trichobilharzia regenti, 3310 nucleotides long. Lineage: Eukaryota; Metazoa; Platyhelminthes; Trematoda; Strigeidida; Schistosomatidae. The record is from the annotation of a GenBank genome assembly.
CAUGAACUCAAGGCCAUUUGUUGGCGGGUGACAUUUUUCAAUUUGACGUUGGGCAUGACUUUCUAAGUAUCUGAUGUAAAUACGAAGAAACUUUUUUCCUCGAGUUUUCUUAUCAGAACAAAAUUUAAAAGAAAAAUGUCAACUGUAUAUGUGGAUCGUGGAAUGGCAUGGUGUACAGUCGUUGGUGGUUUUGUUGCCAACGUUCUCUUGGGUGGCUUGGGGAAAUCCUACAGUCUAGUUAUGGAAGCCUUUCAAGAAGUAUUUGAGAGCGGAUCCGCCUACUUAUUUCUUGCCGGUGGUUUAAUUUAUACCCUAAUGUAUUGUUUAUCUCUGGUUAAUUAUCAUCUUUCUAAACGGUACGGAAGUCGACCUGUCGUGGCGGUGGGUGCUUUUGGUUCGUGUAUCAGUUUGCUAAUUGCUGCCUGUUCACCGAAUCUUGCACUAUGGGUAGUUGCUGUCGGUUUCGGAGUAGGUGCCUCACUGUCAUGUAUAUACUUUACUGUAUUCGCUGUUGUCGGUUGCUGUUUCAAACGAUAUUUGGGCCUGGCGAAUGGGAUUAGUGUGGCUGGUGUUAGUGUUGGUCAAAUGGUAUUUCCCACACUGAUUACCCAUUUGAAUGUGACAUACGGGGCUAGAGGUGGGGCAGUUGUUAUGGCAGCUAUCUGUUUACAUUUACUAGUGACUGCCGCAUUGAUGCCAAGGUAUAUCAUUGAUCCAGAUGCCCCCCAACCGGCAGAAAAUAGUAAUAAUAAUAAAACAAGUAAAAAUAAUAGUUCACAUAAAAAGGCGAAAUCGAAAGAAGGCAAACAGUUGUUAUCUGUUAUGGAUUCGUUAAAUAAUUCUCAAGAUGGUAAAGACGACGGUGUUGGUGUUAAGGAUUCAACGCUGAAUAACCCGGUGGAUGAGUUUUUCUCAAAGUUAGAUGAUCAAAGAGAUGUUAUUCAUUCAGGGAAGAAUAUUGAUUCGUCAGUGGAUGUUUUAUCGACAUCCACAGUGUCAAAAGGCUCUUCUUCUGUAGUAUCGUCAAAAUCUCGUAAUGCGAAACGGCUAACACGUGCUCUAUUGAUUAUAUAUAUAGUGGCUAAAGCGUUUGGAGAUGUUGGCGAUGUGAGUGUAUCGUUCAUCGCGCCUCUGUUUGGAACGGAAUUAGUACUAAGUUCUACAACAAUCAAUCGGGCUAUUGCGCUGUCUGGUGUCGGAGAUCUCAUCACACGUCUUGGUGUGGGUUGGCUAACUGAUAGAACGAUUUGUAUUGGCCGACGGGGAUUAUUGUUGGGUGUUACUUGGUUGGUUGAAGGGUUGAAUGCUUUCGCAUUUUCACAGCUACAUCUCUUGUCGGGAAAAUAUCAUGCAAAUAGUCCACAGAAUGAUGAUUCGGUGACAAUUAAAAUGCUGUACUACCUUUGUUUCACUAUCCACGGGAUAUGCAGUGGUACAGCUAUGACACAAAUGGUUGUUGUACUGACAGAUUGGGUUGGUUCUGGCCAGUUGGCACGUUCGCUCGCCAUUACAAUGGUCAUUCUGGGAUUAGUCAUCUCUCCAGGACAAUUUCUUAUGGGUGUUAUCGCUGAUUUCUCUGGUUCCUAUGUUUGGUCAUUGUAUGUCUGUGGUGUCAUCCUCCUGUCUGCCGGUUUCAUUCUUCUUUUGGAAUUCCCUGUUCGUCGGCUGUAUCCACUCAGGUAUUUGGGCUUGAAUACGAAUACCUACCGUAAUAACAUCAAUAAUAAUAAUGUUAAUGAUAAUAAUAAGGGUAGUAAGCUGUGCAUCACUGUCGAAGAUGAUAUCGAAGGUGGUGAUCUUGGCAAUGGAUUAGUCAUCAAUGGUCACUGCGGAGAUCCGAACGUCGGUAAGAACUCCGAAUUGUUGUUCCCUACAGCACCACCAAACGAUGACACAAAAUGGGAAAUUAUAGAUUCUGAUAUUGAGAAUAAUGUGAACAAUACUACAGAGCUUUUAAACACCUCAAAAAAUCGACUGAAUCGCUCAUAAUCGAUCGAUAGAUGGAUACCUCACAUGCUGUCACUGUCUUCGCUGGCAAUGAGAACCUGGAACAAAAAGAAGCGCACACUGAAGCCUUUGUGUGUUCUUUUUGUUUUCGAUUCCUUUCUUUGUGCUCCAUUCUUCCUCACCCCCUUCUUGUACUUUCUGAGCCCCCCCCUCUCUCUGUGCUUAUCUUAUCUUGUGCUUGUUGUACUUUUUGUUUUACUUAUUUAACAUUUUAAUGUCUGAUAGUUUAAUCAUCUACCCCCUGCGCCCAGUUUUUCAUUUCUUUUCUCGUUAUUCUCUAUUUCCAUGAUUCCCGCCCACGCAGUCUGCUUUCCUUCUCAUCCCUCUCCUAUUUGACCAAUAAAAACGUCCAAUCAACCAGCAAACUAAUCGUCACAAAGGGAGAAAAAAAAUGCAGAUGCGGUAAAAAUGAAUUCAUUUACCUUCUUGAUUUGUUUUUUUUUAAAAUUUGAUUUUUGCUGCUUUCUCAGUGGCUGUACAAUUAAAUUAUGUAGAUUAUAUAUUUAUAUAUGCAUAUAUUUUUCGUCAGUGAAAUUGGCCUCGAGUGUUUCCGUGAGUGUUCAUGUCUUCUCCUCUUGGUAACAAUUAUACAGCUGUAUUUAGUAUACUCCAUACUACCACUAAUAAUAUGAAUAAUAUUAAUAGGCAUAUUCUCUCAUUUUCUCUUUUUGUUUAAUUUUUUAAAAUUUCCUUUAAUAUAUUUUGGGAUUUUUUCUCUCGUUUAUUUGUUCUUUUGUUAUAAUAAGUUACGUAUAUAUUCUGUCUGUAGAACAUCAGGGUAAAUUUUAUUUUUUCUAACUAGCCUUUCUUUCGUUGUAUGAUUUUCAUUGAAUUCCCCUUUCCACUUACCUACAAACAUCGCCGCCGCCGUCAUCUGAUGGUGAUUGGUCAUAGUGACGACUGUUUCUUCAACUGGAGAUCUACAACAACUACUACCACUGGUGACAGUUUGUAGUGCGCUUCCUCCCAUACCCUCCGCAUUAUUGAAGGAGUAGUUGGGUAAUCUUGUUUGCGUGUUCUUCCUGCUGUUCUUGGUUGGUGACGUUAUUGUCACUGUUCAUUGUGUCUGUGGGUAGGUGGGUACACUUACUUGGUUUAGUUCCUUUAGGCUUCCAUCUUUUCGAGUUUUAUCUCUUCCGAUUGUUUUCCGGUGAUGUUUCUUCUAAUUUCUAGUUGUUCAAUUACAUACAUACACAUCUUGUUUAUCUCUGUUUAGCCUUUAUGUAUUUUGUAGUAUGUUACCUGCAAUUGUUAUUGAUUCAGUAAUGAUAAAAAUAAUAAUAAUAAUGUUAAUUAUAAUAAU